AUGCCGUCAAGUCUCUUCGGAGAGCUCGGAGGUGGGCUGGUGGAAGACCAGCGCGCGUUCCAGCUCGCGCUCGAGCUGAGCAUGCUUAACUUUGGCGAGAGUCUGCCCUCCGCAAACCCGCUCGCCAGUCCUCUGGGAUUCGCGCCGCCCCCGGACGAUCGCACCAAGAAAUCACAGAAUAUGACUGAAUGCGUGCCAGUACCAUCUUCAGAACACGUCGCAGAAAUCGUUGGUAGACAAGAUGCAUUCUGGGACGCCGCUAACCGCAUCUUGCAUCCCUAUCACGCGUUCGGAAAUAAGAUCUACGGAUGCAUCUAA
Pieris macdunnoughi is the source of this 318-nucleotide messenger RNA. Lineage: Eukaryota; Metazoa; Arthropoda; Insecta; Lepidoptera; Pieridae. The record is from the annotation of a GenBank genome assembly.